AGACCCGCAAGCACUCGCACGGAGGUACACGCACACACCAACAAGCAGUACACUUCACGGUAAAAGGAAAAGAAGCGGAACUCUGCAGCUCCAAAUUGAGUCCUCUGCGAGUCCGUACGAGAAUAGUGCGAGCCUCACGCCAUCCACAAACCCAAAGGACGAACACAAACAUAUCUAAAUUGCUUUGACUAUUUGCUAUCGAUACCUACACACUUACUAUUUUACCAAUAUUGGCUGCUGGUUUAAUAUACAUAGAAUAAAUGGAUUCUCUGCAUUAUAAACUGUGGGAUCGGUGCACGGCUUUUGUGGCGCGCGUCUGUGCUGGCCGAGACGCCUCACACGGCCUCGCUCACAUGCGCAAGGUGACGGAACAGGCCGUGCUCCUCUACUUGAUGGACGCGCCCGCCAACGUCACCCAUGCAGAGCGGGCGGGUACGCUCUACCGUAUUAUCCUCGUGGGCAUGCUGCACGACGUGGCGGAUCACAAGUACGACUCGGACGGCACCUUGUUUCAGCAGGUGGAGGCGUUCGUGGAGGCGGAGGCGGCCACGCUGCUGGCGCUCGUGCGCGAAGACAAUUCGGCGGUGUUCUCCUCCCCUCUGCCGUGCAGCACUGCCGCAGCGGAUGACGUCGAUGCGGUGAAGCGCCUCCUCCUGACCGCGUUGGACGCCAUCUCCUACUCGAAGGAAAACAAGCGUGGGAUGCGCUGGUUUGUGCCGGCGCUGAGCUACGGCUCGGGGGAGGCGUCGCAGUUGUUCGCAAAGGAGAACGGGACCACCUCUUCUAACAGUUGGGUGUCUGUGCGAGACUACGUGAGCGACUCCGACAAGCUGGAGGCGAUUGGCGAGGAGGGUCUGCUCCGGUGCUACGAGUUCACGUGCGCGCGCUACCGUGCCGCUGCUGCGGUUGCUGGUAUAGGCAAGCCAGCGACCUCGCGGCCCUCCAGCGACGCGGCGGCUACGGCCCUCGUAGAGCGACACGUUGAAGGGAAACUGCUGAAGGACGUGGUGGAACACUUCCACGAGAAGCUGAAGCGGCUGCUGCCUGAGUUUAUGGUGACCAAAACAGGCAGAUACCUGGGAUCUCCGCGCGCUGCGGAGAUGGCGGCGUUGCUGGUGGAGUGGGAGGCGCAUGGGCCGCCACCGGUGACCGUUUACUGGCGAAACGCCGCUUCGGAGUACGUAAUGGAGGAGUGA
Leptomonas pyrrhocoris is the source of this 1196-nucleotide messenger RNA. RefSeq lists its product as hypothetical. The coding region runs from base 261 to 1196 and encodes 311 amino acids. Lineage: Eukaryota; Euglenozoa; Kinetoplastea; Trypanosomatida; Trypanosomatidae. The transcript has a single exon. The record is from RefSeq and is a predicted model, not a curated record.